Messenger RNA from Pistacia vera, 1281 nucleotides. RefSeq names its product lysine histidine transporter-like 5. Lineage: Eukaryota; Viridiplantae; Streptophyta; Magnoliopsida; Sapindales; Anacardiaceae. The coding region runs from base 79 to 1281 and encodes 400 amino acids. Gene Ontology annotation, cellular component: plasma membrane. The transcript has 7 exons. The record is from RefSeq and is a predicted model, not a curated record.
GAUUUAAAUAGCUGGCUACCCAUUACUGCUUCCAGGAAAGCUAAAUGGUGGUAUUCAACUUUUCACAAUGUAACCGCUAUGGUGGGUGCUGGAGUACUUGGCUUACCCUUUGCAAUGUCGCACCUUGGAUGGAUUCCUGGAGUGUUUACAAUACUUGCGUCAUGGUUGAUAACUUUAUAUUCAUUGUGGCAAAUGGUUGAAAUGCAUGAAAUUGUGCCUGGAAAGCGAUUUGAUCGAUAUUCAGAGUUGGGAGAGCAUGUUUUUGGGCCAAAAUUGGGCUACUGGAUUGUGAUGCCUCAACAAAUGUUGGUUCAGGUGGCAUCAGAUAUUGUGUAUAUGGUCACUGGAGGAAAAUCACUCCUCAAAGUUUUUGAGCUAAUUAAUCCCUCUCUAUUCGAGGGUACUAGACUAACAUAUUUCAUCCUUAUCUUCCUUGCUCUUCAUCUUGUCCUCUCGCAAAUUCCUAAUUUCAAUUCUCUCAAAGGAGUCUCCCUCCUCGCUGCUAUCAUGUCUGUCAGCUAUUCAACUUUGGCUUGUGUGACAUCAAUAAUCAGAGGAACCACUCAUCAUCCACCAAGAUAUGGAGUUCGAUCUCACACAGAAGCUGGGAAAUUUUUUGACGCCGUGAGUGCACUUGGAACAAUAGCAUUUGCGUUUGCAGGACACAGUGUAGUAUUGGAAAUUCAAGCCACGAUUCCAUCAACUCCUGAAAAACCUUCAAAGAAACCAAUGUGGUGGGGUGUUCUUGCUGCUUAUGCUAUUGUUGCCUGGUGUUAUUUUUCUGUCGCCAUUUCCGGCUACUGGGCCUUCGGUCAAUUUGUAGCGGAUGAUGUUCUCAUUUCUCUGAAAAAACCUGCUUGGCUCAUUGCCAUUUCUAAUUUCAUGGUGUUCAUUCAUGUUGUAGGAAGUUACCAGGUCUUCGCCAUGCCGGUUUUCGACUUACUUGAAUCAAAUCUGGUAAAACACUUACAUUGUACUCCUGGGAGAACUCUUCGUAUCUUUGCUCGUAGUACAUAUGUUGCUUUUACAGCAUUUGUUGCGAUCUGUAUUCCGUUUUUUGGAGGACUGCUAGGGUUCUUUGGGGGACUUGUAUUUUCAUCAACAUCAUAUUUUAUUCCUUGCAUCAUGUGGCUUAUUCUUAAGAAACCCAAGAGAUGGAGCUUUCAUUGGAUUGCAUCCUGGAUUUCUAUCAUUGUUGGUGUGACAAUAGUUAUUCUUGCACCAAUGGGAGGAAUGAGACAAAUUAUCCUAUCAUCAAAGUCCUACAAAAUGUUCUCAUAG